UAAAAUAUCUGUUACAGAUAACCCACAAAGCGAACAUUCUAAACCACACAUGCAUUUAAGAAAUGCCUCUUGCCUGGGACAUUUGCUGAUGGUAUGCAGUUGCUUGCGAGAACAUGCCUUUUUCGUGGUGACGGCUGUUGUGAUGAUAAAUAUACGGGGGGGGGGGGACGCGGGGGAGCCAAGGUGUUUUGACUGCAAGCAUGACUGCUCUGCUAAGAAUGGCUACGGGCAUGCUGGUGGCAGUGGGGAUGACUGCCCCAGUGACCCCUGCAAGGAUGUCGUGAUGGCUGUAAGGAUGAUGACUGUAGGGCGGAUGGUUGUAGGGGUCAGAUCACUGUCGGUGACUAGCUGGAAUGUCCAUAAGGGUGACAGCCAUGAGGCUGCUGAUUGUGAGGGUGCCAGCAGCAAUGAUGAUGAUGGUGGGGGUGACGUCCGAGGCUGCUGGCUGUAGGGUGCUUGCUGUCGCGACGACAGGCUGUAGGGGAUGACUGUAGGGUCAUGGUUGUAGGGGUGGUAGUGGUGAUAGUGAUGACCUUGGUGAUGCAAGACGACCAGGAGCAUUGGCCUAACAGGCAGAGAUGGCCCCGCUUCUGGCUUCUGGCUUCUGGUCGGCGGGAGAAGAGGCUUGAGUAGGCCAUAUCAUGUCAAGUCGAUGGGCCACGUCCAAGGAGAUGGAGCAGGGCAGGUAAUGAUUGACACGAGACGGCAGGGUAGGGACUUUUCUCUGCUUGUUCAACCUAAGAGCCGUCUGUAUCAGAAUCUCUGGAGACUGAAGUUGGGACUUCCUUCCUCCCUCGGGGCCGGCGGGGGCUGCGAUUGCUGUAAGAGCAGGUCACGUGGCUGGGCUUCCUGUAUGCUGCUGCCGCUGGGUGUCCAUGGCCCGUGCCCCCAAGCUGCCACUCCAGCACGCAGAGUGGCAGCCAGAGGCUCAGUCCAUGCCGUGCCCCCUGGACGGUGCUCGUGAGGCUGAGCAAGAGGCCUCGGCAUCUCGACACCUAAGAUUGCGGGGACGGAGUGUCACCAGGGCAGAGGACCAUGUUGCGCCGCAAACCCUCCAACGCCAGCGAUAAGGAGCCCACUCAGAAGAGAAAGAUCUCACUUCAGCGCUCCAGCAGCUUCAAGGAUUUUGCCAAAUCCAAACCCAGCUCCCCCGUGGUGAGCGAGAAGGAAUUUAAUCUGGAUGAUAAUAUUCCAGAAGAUGAGUCAGGUGUCCCUACCGCAGAAGAUGCUGGGAAGAGUGGCAAAAAGCUGGGGAAAAAGUGGAGGGCCGUGAUUUCCAGAACCAUGAACAGGAAGAUGGGCAAGAUGAUGGUGAAGGCGCUGUCAGAAGAGAUGGGAAACACUCUGGAGGAGGGCUCCGCCUCCCCGACAUCUCCAGACUGCAGCCUGGACAGCCCCGGCCCCGAGAAGAUGGCACUGGCCUUUUCUGAGCAGGAGGAGCGUGAGCUCCCAGCACUUAGCCGCCAGGCCUCCACGGGCAGUGAGCUCUGCAGCCCCAGCCCAGGUUCUAGCAGCUUCGGAGAGGAACCACCUGCCCCCCAGUACACAGGGCCCUUCUGUGGCAGGGCACGAGUCCACACCGACUUUACUCCCAGCCCCUACGACCGUGACUCGCUGAAACUGCAGAAAGGAGAUGUGAUCCAGAUCAUUGAAAAGCCACCUGUGGGCACGUGGCUGGGCCUGCUCAAUGGCAGGCUGGGAUCUUUCAAGUUCAUCUACGUGGAUGUGCUGCCUGAGGAGGCUGCAGGGCCCGCCCGCCCCAGUCGCCGACAAAGCAAGGGCAAGAGGCCCAAGCCCAAGACUCUGCAUGAGCUGCUGGAGCGCAUAGGCCUGGAGGAACACACAUCCACCCUGCUGCUCAAUGGCUACCAGACACUGGAGGACUUCAAAGAGCUGCGGGAAACACACCUCAAUGAGCUGAACAUCAUGGACCCACAGCACCGGGCCAAGCUGCUCACGGCCGCCGAGCUGCUGCUGGACUACGACACCGGCAGCGAGGAGGCGGAAGAGGGUGCGGAAAGCAGCCAGGAGACAGCUGCAAACACAGUGUCUGGACCCAAGGUGGACAUUCCUCGAGACUCUGGCUGCUUCGAGGGCUCAGAGAGCGGACGUGAUGAGGCCGAGUUGGCAGGCGCUGAGGAGCAGCUGCAAGGCCUCUCCCUGGCCGGGGCGCCUUGAGGCAGAGGUGGAGGCGCGGGCCGAGGUCGGGGCCCCAGCAGCAAAGACUGCAGGGAUGGGCCCGGCCUCCCACGGUGGCGCACUCCCUGGAGGACUGGUGCUGAGCCGGGCCCUGCUCCCCUAGGAGCGCCCAGGGCGGCAGGUCAGCCGGGGCGCCGUAGGCUUGGCUGGAGUGGAUGGGGAGCCACCCAAGGCACAUCCUACCCGUGCAGCCCCCUCCCUCCACCAGCUACUGACAGCACAGAACUUCCAGGCCCCACCUGCUCCCAGCCACAGCAAGUGGGACACUGAGGGGCCGCCCUACCCAUGUCCCUCACCACCGAGGCCCCCAAACCCUCCUCAGCCCCACACCACUUUCCCCUGGCACACUGCUCCUGAAAGGGAGGCCAAGUCAGUGUUUCGGGAUGGUUUCAAAACCCUAGGGAAGCUGGCCCUUUAAAAGGACCCUAACUGAUCAUGGGUAGGUACAGAUUUCCCCAAAUAAGGCUUGAGGAAAGCCGCAUGUACCUUUCCCACAUUCCUUCUCCUUAACCUUUUUGGAGGUUUGGCCACUAACUGGUGGGGAUUAGAAUGGAUACUGCUGGGGGCCUUGCCAGCUCUGACAUUCUGGGACAUUAAAUGUCUGCUCUCCUGUUACCUGUGGCCCAGGACACCAGUGGGGUUGACUGAGGGAGCUGAAGGGGCCUUGGGCUCCCAAGUGAAAUGGCUCCUCCCGCUCAUUCAUUCCAUACCUCCCCACAUAACUCAAGCCAAGCUGCAGCUCCCCCCAGCUUAAAACAAUGCCCAGACCUCAUGCAACAUGCACUCCCCCCUUCCACUCCUGGCCCCGUCCAAUGACACUUCCCCUGAACGCUGAUGGCAGAUGGUCAGAUCUGGCUUCCAAGGACAGAACUGCCCCUCGGAAGUCACAUGCAAGUCUGAACUCAGACUUGGCCACCUGUAUGGGUUCUUACAAGCAAAGAAAGCACAAAGCUUGACACUGGGGAGUCUGUUACCCCAACUUUGCUUUGCAAAAGGUUUUGAUGUACCCUGAGCUCCAGAAAGGGAGGAAGUGUAUCUGUUGGUGGGGGCCUCCCUUGACCUCAGUACCAAGUCUGUGCCCUGAAUUUGCAGAGUAACCCUUCCCCAGGGCCCAGCUGGCCUGGGGACAGUGCCCACUACAUCUAGGACUGCCUGCUUAGUGAACACACUUCUGGACCUACUACGAGGAACUUUGGUAAAAGCUAGCUUGGGGGAAGGGUUUGGGUGUACAUAUGAGGG
Messenger RNA from Mirounga angustirostris (Northern elephant seal), 3438 nucleotides. RefSeq names its product SAM and SH3 domain containing 3 (gene SASH3). The coding region runs from base 1036 to 2178 and encodes 380 amino acids. Gene Ontology annotation, biological process: positive regulation of B cell proliferation; positive regulation of immunoglobulin production; positive regulation of adaptive immune response. The transcript has 8 exons. Gene Ontology annotation, molecular function: protein binding. Lineage: Eukaryota; Metazoa; Chordata; Mammalia; Carnivora; Phocidae. Gene Ontology annotation, cellular component: cytoplasm; nucleus. The record is from RefSeq and is a predicted model, not a curated record.